This is a messenger RNA of Artibeus jamaicensis (Jamaican fruit-eating bat), 1728 nucleotides long. RefSeq names its product solute carrier family 38 member 6 (gene SLC38A6). The record is from RefSeq and is a predicted model, not a curated record. The coding region runs from base 107 to 1543 and encodes 478 amino acids. Gene Ontology annotation, biological process: amino acid transmembrane transport; L-glutamine transport. Lineage: Eukaryota; Metazoa; Chordata; Mammalia; Chiroptera; Phyllostomidae. The transcript is spliced from 17 exons. Gene Ontology annotation, molecular function: L-glutamine transmembrane transporter activity.
AACCCGGAAGGAUCCGGCCCUCGGCUCCGCCUCUGGCGCGACUUAGAGACAGGAGGGCAGGGAUAGUAGCUUUGCAGAUGGACCUGGUAGUCGGCCAGCGAACAGUAUGCAGGCACCCUGGGGGGUCAUCAACGUGGAGCCGGGCUGGUACAUCUCUUCCCAGCAGCCCGAGGAGGCGGAGGCGGAGGCGGAAGACUUGAGCCCGUUGCUAAGCAACGAACUUCACAGCCCGGGAUCCGUCGGUGUUUCAUAUGGUUUUUCAGUGUUGAGUUUGGUGAAUGGCAUCAUGGGAAGUGGCAUCCUUAGCUUAGCUUAUGUUAUGGCUCAUACUGGUGUCCUUGGAUUUAGUUUCAUGCUGCUGAUAGUUGCUCUCCUGGCUUCUUUCUCAGUUCACCUCCUGCUUAGUAUGUGUAUUCAGACAGCUGUGACAUCUUAUGAAGAUCUUGGACUCUUUGCUUUUGGAUUACCUGGGAAGGUGGUGGUGGCAGGCACCAUAAUAAUUCAGGAUGUUGGAGAGUUAUUUAUGCCCAUUCCCAGUAUGUAUAUGUGUAUAUGGUUGAGGACAGUGGAGUCUAUGUCAUCUUAUCUUUUAAUUAUUAAAACGGAGCUUCCUACUGCUAUUUCAGAAUUUUUGUCCGGAGACUAUAGUGGGUCUUGGUAUGUUGAUGGAAAAACAUUACUGAUAAUCAUUUGUGUUGUCAUUGUGUUCCCUCUUGCUCUUCUCCCUAAAAUAGGCUUUCUUGGCUACACAAGUAGUUUAUCAUUUUUCUUUAUGGUGUUCUUUGCUCUUGUGAUAGUAAUUAAAAAGUGGUCCAUUCCUUGUCCUCUGACAUUGAAUUGUAUGGAGCAAUACUUUCAGAUUUCAAAUGCUACAGAUGAUUGUAAACCAAAGCUCUUUCAUUUCUCCAAAGAGAGUGUUUAUGCCCUACCAACCAUGGCACUUUCAUUUCUCUGCCAUACCUUGAUAUUGCCCAUAUACUGUGAGCUUCAAAGCCCUUCAAAGAAAAGAAUGCAGAAUGUAACCAACACAGCAAUUGCUUUAACUUUUCUCAUUUAUUUUAUCUCAGCACUCUUUGGGUACCUCACUUUUUAUGACAAAGUGGCGUCCGAUGUACUCCAAGAUUACAGUAAACACUUGCCACAUGAUGCUGUUGUCAGGACUGUGAGGUUAUGCUUUCUGUGUGCUGUGCUUCUGACAGUCCCUCUAAUCCACUUCCCUGCAAGGAAAGCUUUCAUGAUGGUGUUUUUCUCCAGUUUUCCCUUCUCAUGGAUUCACCAUUUUUUGACUACUCUAGCACUCAAUAUUAUCAUUGUUUUAUGUGCAAUAUAUGUUCCUGAUAUUAGGAAUGUAUUUGGUGUAGUUGGUUCCAGUACAUCAGCGUGUUUGACUUUUGUAUUCCCUGGACUGUUUUAUCUUAAACUUAGCAGAGAGGAUUUUCUGUCAUGGAAAAAGCUUGGGGCUUUUGUUUUGCUCAUCCUUGGAGUUUUGGUUGGGAAUUUUAGUUUAGCAGUCAUCAUUUUUAAUUGGAUUAAUAAUAAAUGAAAGAGCCCUGGCUGGUGUGGUUCAGUGGAUUGAGGACUGGCCUGUGAACUGAAGGGUCGCUGGUUCGAUUCCCAGUCAUGGCACAUGCCUGGUUUGUGGGCCGGGUCCCCAGUAGGGGGUGUGUGAGGCAACCACACGUUGAUGUUUCUCUCCCUCUCUCCCCCUCCCUUUCCCUCUCUCUAAAA